AUGUUUCCUCCAAUAAUGGUUUAUACAUGGUCAUUUACUGCAGCUACACCUUCUUUUCGUUGUCGAACACCAAUGGAUGAUAUAUCGGAUGUUUCAAUAACUGAUAAAAUUCUACAGAAUUAUAAACCAAGUAAAUCUCAAUGUGAUCAAUAUCAAAAGCAAAUAUCUUUAAGUGAAUGUCAAAGAUGUUUUCAACUAACUAAUGAAACUUAUUAUAGUGAUACACAUAUGAAACCUUGUACUAAUUUUAUUUUUGAUCGAACAUAUUAUCAAUCAACACUUGUUGAAGAGGUUUAUAUACUUCCAGAAAGUCCACGUUGGCUUAUUUCGAAAGGACAUUAUAAUCAUGCAGAAAGAGUUCUUCGUCGAAUAGCUAAAACAAAUGGAAGUUUUUUUGAUUCAAUGGCAUAUGAUGAUUUAAUCAAUGAAGAAAAAAAAAGAGAAGCAUUAUAUCCAAAGAAAUCUCAUGGUUUAAGAAGUUUAUUUCAAUCAAAAAUUAUGAUUAUCAUUGCAAUUAAUAUGUCAUUUCAAUGGUUUGUACAAAAUCUUGUUUUCUAUGGUGUUUCACAAAAUACUGGUGCAUGGUUAACUGAUCCAUAUAUAGCAUUUUUGGCAGGUGCUUUAGUAGAAAUAGUUGCCUAUUUUAUUGUUCAUCUUGUACUUAAUCGAUGGGGUCGUAAAUUAGCCUAUUGUACAUUUGUACUCUUAUUUGGAUUUUUUUCAUUCUUUGUUGUACCUAUUCAAAUGUUUACGCUAAAAAAUAGUCAAGAACAAUAUAUUCUUAUGUUUAUAAUAAAUGUUCUAUUAAAAUUUCUUGCAUCUGGAUCUUAUGCUAUUAUAUACAUAUAUGCAAAUGAAUUAUUUCCUACACAAGGACGAAAUACAGGAAUUGGACUGUGUUCAAUGGUUGCACGUUUUGGAGCUAUUAUUGGAACAUUAUCAAAUGAUCUUUUAGCUCGAGUAUGGAUUCAUUUUCCAAUUGUUGUCUUUGGUACAACAUCUCUUAUUGCUGUAGUUUUUGCAACAAUAUGUCCAGAAACAAUGAAUAAACCAUUACCUGAAACAAUUCAUGAUGUUGAUCGAAUGGGUCUUACUUGGCCAUGUUGGAAACCAAAAACAUUGAUAUGUGAAGAUAUGAAUGGUAUGGCUGAUAGUGAUGAACAUGUAUCAUUAAAAAAUCAACUCAAAGAAAAUGAUAGUUUUUAA
Rotaria sordida is the source of this 1206-nucleotide messenger RNA. Lineage: Eukaryota; Metazoa; Rotifera; Eurotatoria; Philodinida; Philodinidae. The record is from the annotation of a GenBank genome assembly.